Pelodiscus sinensis (Chinese soft-shelled turtle) is the source of this 3227-nucleotide messenger RNA. RefSeq names its product F-box only protein 39. The record is from RefSeq and is a predicted model, not a curated record. NCBI's taxonomy places the organism in Eukaryota, Metazoa, Chordata, Testudines, Trionychidae. Gene Ontology annotation, biological process: SCF-dependent proteasomal ubiquitin-dependent protein catabolic process. Gene Ontology annotation, molecular function: protein binding. Gene Ontology annotation, cellular component: SCF ubiquitin ligase complex.
UGCUAUGAUGAUGGCACCAGGCUCAGCUUAAGGUAAGUUGACUCCAGCAAAAUUUUUUAUGUGGCUGGAGCUUCGUACCAUAAGCCAAUCACUGGCUGUAGUGGGGAUCUGGCCUCAGAUAACUACAGUCAUGGAAAGCUGACAAGUGCAAUAAAUAACUAGAUCAGCCUUGCCACCAAUCUCUACGCCUUCUCUCUGGGCUAAAUUUAAUCUUCAGAUGCAGGUGUGCAAUUCCCUCUGACAUCUAAAGGCAGAACUGGAUUCUCUUGCUAACCACCCUCUUGGUUAGUGGGUGCAAUUGCAUAAGGACAGACAUGAAAAAACAAGAGAUGGAACUUGUGCUGUAAAUCAGAUCUGAUUUCAAAGGCCUCUAGUCCUAGGACAGUCUUCUCUUAGCCCAGACUUUGCUUCACGCCCAUCAGAGUUAAAAGUGAGGUUGCAGAACCCUGGUGCAGUCAUGUUUUAAAGUCUCUCGCAUAUAGGUGACAUGUAAAACAAAAUGCGAUGGUACAACAAUUAAACCAAGAGGGCUAGGGCUGAAUGGAGCAGCCAGCUUGUGCUCCAGAAUGAAGCCUUUAUGUAAAUAUAAAUAUGCAUCUCUCGUUACAAAGAGAAUCUUCAGAAGUUGUACCGACUGUAACUGACACAAUGGCAAAUCUGUGGACGGCUUGUGACCUUAGCCCAAAGACCUGGGAAUGACUCUCAUUCGUCUCAAGAGGGGUGCUAAACCUGAAGAUUGAACGUUCAAAUGUCAGCCUUCCUUACACCACUGCUGAUUAAAGCAUGUAGGAAAGAAGAGGGAUGACCAUAUUUGGAAAAUCUAAACAGUGCACGGUGAGUGGCAUCUUACACUGGUGUCCUGAGUGGGUGGGACUUGUAAGUGGAGUUUGAGAGGGAACAGCUUUCUUUCCAAUGUCACUCCCACAAGGAUGAAAAUGAGUGUAGCUACUGAACCUAACGCUUGAGUGCUGUGGGGCUAUUUUCUGAAAAGACAAAUUCAGUAACUGCAAAAAUAUUGACAAUCCACUGGCUUCUGAUGCAUCAGAUCCAUAACACGUUGCAUGAGUGAAAACGACGUAGGAAACUAGAACCUAACCUCUUCUUCCAGCACAUGAAAAUCAGCAUCAGACAACUGAGCAAAUACAUGCAGAUUAAUCUGUACGUUUCUUUUUGCAUUGAAUAGUCUUUAAAAGCUCGGAAGGAAGCACCUGUCUUGUCAUAAAUGGAAACCAACUUCAUUGUGUGCAUGAGGUUUGCAGCCCCUUGGUUAAAAGCUGGAGCAAGGCAUCACUUUCUUGCCUUGCUGUUUGCAGCUCAGGCAUCACCUGGUUUCCUGGGGGAAGGGAAGGAUGUACUGCAGCCAGCCCCCCUCCCCCCCCCGCUUUCCCCCCUUCCUUGUGUGCUGUUUGCACUGUGCACACAAGCAACGUGUCUUUCUCUCCUUCCUGCCUUCACAUCAGCCCCUUAGGACACUGCUCAGCUGAUUUCCUCCCUGUUUGUAUUAGGAUAAAGCCAGGCUGGAUCCGCGACAUCACAGAAGCUACCUGCUCUUCCCUCAUAAAGGCUGAGGGCAGGCACAUGACAUGUCUCAGCGCCCACUAAACCCUGCCAGGACCAGCUCAGAGGAGGAAGGGUGCUGGGGGUAUAAAUGCCUUCCCACCAGUCUAGCAUGGAAAUCAGAACUGAUCACAGUUUAGACCCAAGAGCUCAUGUGGUCACCAGCGUUUGGAUGUAAAGAGGCAGGAUUUUUGCUAUUCACUUGGACCAGUCUCUUUCUAGCAAACUAACUAGCCAGAGCCUUCCCAAUCUCGAGUCCGUCCAGGUUUGAUUCUGCACCCCACAGCAACUGACUGUCUCUUUCAUGGAGGAUGACAAAGAACCUGAGCAGAGUUGCUGGGCCUACUUGCCCGACAUCUGCCUGAGCAACAUGUUCUGGUGGCUAGACGACAGGGACAGAUCUCAAGCGGCUUUAGUCUGCAAGAGAUGGAAUCAAGCCAUGUACUCAGGCUCUCUCUGGAGAACCAGAACCAUCACCUUCAGUGGGCGGCCGUCCAGGUCAAACACAUCCGAGUUUGAAUCUGCGCUGUGGUACGUCAAGAGAUUCGGCAAGUACUUGGAACAGCUAGAGAUCAAGUUCCUGAAUCCUUACAAUGCUGUCUUGACCCGAAAAUUUCAAGUGACUAUGAGGGGGCUUCUCUCACGCUUGGGAAAAUGUAACAGCCGUCUGGUGUCCCUGAUUAUUCAGCACUUGGAAUUAGACCGAUUGGUCUGGAAAAAUGGGAUCCGGAGUCAGUUUAUCAAGAACUUAAGUACUUUCCUGAAAAGAACGGGCAAGCACCUUGAUUAUCUCAACCUGAAAGGAGCCAGAGUGACGCUGGAAGAAGGCUGUGAGCUUUUGAACUCUUUGAGCUACUUGAGAAACAAAAGUUUUGCCUCUGAAAUCAACAUAGAAGACUUCUUCAGCCACCAUCUUUCUAUCUACAGCAGCCCCUUGUUCCUCCAGACUAUAUCCACAUUCCGCAACCUGGUCAUCCUGACUCUUAAUUACAACUGCAUCUCCGAUGAAUUGCUGGACAUCCUGUGUGAGCACAACGCCCAUUCUCUCUGGACAAUGAACAUCAAGUGCCACAUCCAUGACCCCCACGGGCAGGUGAUUUGGGGGAUGUCCUGGGCCAACCUAGCCAAGAGGGCACCCAACCUGAAAGUGAACUUCUUCUUUGAAAGAGUCAUGAAGCACAACAGUCUAGCCAGAAUACUCUUAGCAGAGAUCCCGCUCAGGAGCAUCAGUCUACGGAGCUGCUAUUUCAGUGACCCAGAUUGGUCAAUGAGGCCGACUCUCACCAAUCUCUUACCAGCCUACAAGUCCAUUCUGCAGAAACUAACACUAGAGUUCAACAAUGACCAUGAACUGUUGGAUGAGGAGCUGCUGCAGCUCGUGUUAUCGUGUGAGAAGCUAUUCUUCCUCAAAGUCUGGGCCUUCCUCAGUGUGGCGUUUGUGGAGAGGCUGCUGCAAAAUCGGGCAGAAGGGAAAUGCGUCUUGUGUACCAUGAAGGUGAGGAUUUACACCACCAGGCACGAGACCAGUGAAGAGGACCGACUGCUGCGGGACAUUUACAAGAAGUUCAGAAACCUGAUCGACUCAGAGCUUAAUUAUUUUGUCAUCGCUUACCCGAUGGUGUGAGCAGUGUGUGAUGAGCCAGGAGUUAAAAUAAAACCCAGUCACACUA